Messenger RNA from Colletotrichum chrysophilum, 843 nucleotides. RefSeq lists its product as uncharacterized. The record is from RefSeq and is a predicted model, not a curated record. The transcript is spliced from 2 exons. NCBI's taxonomy places the organism in Eukaryota, Fungi, Ascomycota, Sordariomycetes, Glomerellales, Glomerellaceae. Bases 1 to 843 code for a protein of 280 amino acids.
AUGCAUUACUCGUUUCUUCUUGUACUAGCGAUCAUUACGGUCGGCUAUGCGGCUAUUCUGCCUAGUUCUUCAGCAAGCGGCGACAUUGGGAUGGUCGUGGCAAGACAGUCGAAGUCAGCGUCGGAAAACUGUCUGAAGACCAACUUGAUUCAAAGCGCAAGUGCUUUGACCGGCCAAGAAAAGGGUACAGACGGAAUCAAAGCAGGGCAGGCAAAGUCAGCAACAGAUAAAGACAAUUUCAUCAACUUCUGCGAGGGCCAGCAAAUCACCAACGGCAAGCAAAUCACGGCAGGCUCUUGCAAUGGUAUCCCGAUGGGCAAGCUCCCCGCCCAGAAAAACAUGAUCUCGGCCAUGAUUACGAAUCCGCAGCCUGGUACCAAACUUCAAGCUGGCCAAACGUUCAAUGUUUCUGUGCAAACGACGCAUCUAAAGGCUGGUAACUUUGUCAACCCGACGACCAAUUACUAUACCGCGCCGCAGGAUCUCGACGGUAACGGAGACAUCAUUGGCCACUGCCAUAUCACUAUUCAAGACAUCGGCUCUCUCACGUCUCAGACUCCGCCAGAUCCGUCCAAGUUUGCAUUCUUCAAAGGUAUUGACGAUGCGGGAAACGGCAAAGGGCUUCUCCAAGCUGCGGUCGAGGGUGGCCUUCCAGCGGGCACGUACCGUGUGUGCACCAUGAUCGCGGCCCAAAACCACCAGCCUGUCGCUAUGCCGGUGGCUCAGCGCGGCGCACAGGACGACUGCACCAAGUUUGUGGUUGAAGGAUCCUCGAAUGGCGGGAGCAAAACGGGUGCAGCCAAACCGACGGCUAGCGCUAAGCCGAAGAAGAAGCAAGGAUAG